AAACCACCUUUUCGUCUUUCUCCACGUAUUCACAGAGUAUCUGUUCUUUCUUCUCUUGCUGCAAUUGCGCGGGGAUUACUGCGCUUGUUUGUAUACGUUCUCAGACAGCUACGUGGCUCGUAGACGAUCAUGGCGCCUCGGAGGAGGUUGACUACCUUUGACGCGUUCUCAAAGACGGUCGAGGACGCGCGGGUGAGGACUACGUCUGGUGGAAUUGUGACGAUUGUGUCGACGGUGGUUAUUAUAUUCCUCGUUAUCUCUGAAUGGAGGGAUUAUCGCAUGAUAUCGAAUCGACCAGAGUUGAUUGUAGACAAGACCAGAGGUGAACGGAUGAAUAUCAAUCUGAAUGUGACGUUCCCCACGAUACCCUGCGACAUGCUCACUCUGGACGUCAUGGACGUCUCCGGCGAGCAACAGACUGAAAUCACUCACGGAAUCAUGAAGACCCGCCUCUCGCCCGAGGGUACCAUCAUCAGCACCGAAUCCCUCGAUCUCCACGCUGCGGGCGCGGCACCUCACCAUCUAGACGACAACUACUGCGGCCCUUGCUACGGUGCUAUUCCCAAGGAGGAAGAAGGCACGAAAUGCUGCAACACCUGCGACGACGUGCGUGAUGCCUACCAGGCCGUAGGCUGGGCGUUUGGCGACGGCAAGGGCGUCGAGCAGUGCGAGCGCGAGCAUUAUCCGGAAAGAGUCGAGGCCGUCAAGCACGAGGGAUGCAACAUUGCCGGCCACUUUAGCGUCAACAAAGUCGUGGGUAACUUCCAUUUUGCGCCGGGAAGAUCGUACACCUCGCCGUCGGUGCAUGUUCACGAUCUGAAUCAGUACACGACCUCCGACGUCGUGCAUACGUUCUCGCACCAGAUCCAUCAUCUCUCGUUUGGUCCCUACCACGACGGGAUCGUAAAUCCGCUUGAUAACACCGUCAAGAAGACAGACGAGCGGAAUUUCAACUACAUGUACUUCGUCAAGGUCGUCUCGACCAGAUUCGAACGCAUCGGACAAGCCCCAGUCGAUACAAACCAGUACUCUGUCACCUCACACGAGCGCCCUAUCCGCGGUGGCCGCGACGAAGACCACAAAAACACAAUGCAUGCGCGUGGCGGUAUCCCAGGUGUCUUCUUCUCGUACGAUAUCUCGCCGAUGAAGGUCAUCAACCACGAGGAGCGGCCAAAGUCGUUUGGAUCGUUUUUGAUUGGUGUCUGUGCGGCAGUCGGUGGGGUUUUGGCGGUCGCAACCGUGGUUGAUCGAGGAGUUUGGGAAGCUGAUAAGGCGUUGAGUAGGAAGAAAACGAUAUAGAGCAGAGAGACAGUGUAAAAGUUGGAGACGUCUAUUUUUUUCUAUUUGGUUUCACGGAACAAAAACAUAAUCAAACUCACCAGAAUCGGUUAAACUGUGCUAGAGAGCUUCCUGAGUUGAGUACAUACUCUACUCGACGGAUAAACAAGCGCGAACGGUUUCUUCGUAGACGCAAGAUACCUCGGCGUGCCCGGAAACCCAACGUGCCAUGAAGAUGGCCAGGCUUCCCCGUAUCGACCGGCUGCUACAGAAAAGCAAAGGGAAAAAUGUGUGGCACACAAAGCUGAAAGAGAGCCGUACUACAGCUGGUGGGAUGCAGUUUGCGUUGCCCAAUUAUAUCCUGAUUGUGCACAGAUUCUAUUAACUCGUACAAUCUACCAAGACUGGGUUACUUUUGCUCUUGCUCUUGCUUUUGCUUCAAAUCUGUUUGCAC
Messenger RNA from Myxozyma melibiosi, 1732 nucleotides. Its product is annotated as endoplasmic reticulum vesicle transporter-domain-containing protein. The transcript has 2 exons. The record is from RefSeq and is a predicted model, not a curated record. NCBI's taxonomy places the organism in Eukaryota, Fungi, Ascomycota, Lipomycetes, Lipomycetales, Lipomycetaceae. Bases 130 to 1299 code for a protein of 389 amino acids. Gene Ontology annotation, cellular component: endoplasmic reticulum; Golgi membrane; COPII-coated ER to Golgi transport vesicle. Gene Ontology annotation, biological process: endoplasmic reticulum to Golgi vesicle-mediated transport; retrograde vesicle-mediated transport, Golgi to endoplasmic reticulum.